UAUAACUCUUGUUUGCGCCUUUACGUCCCCGUCCAAACAUCAUGUUCUAUCAUGGCUUCGUGUGGAAAACAGAAACGCGGUCAUAGCAAAGGAUAAAGGUGACGGGACAGAACCUACAUACGAGAAAGACAUUUCAGAUGCUUCGAAGUACAGUUUGAUGUCUGAUUCUUCCAGCGGAAACCUGACAAUAAGUUAUCUAGGGGUAGAUGACAGCGGCAGUUAUCGCUGCUUGGUUGCCACCAGGGCUGAUGCAUUUCAUAGUUCAUUUGAACUAAAGGUACUGUCACAAGUCACACCUAGUUCGGUGGUGAUUACAGACAACCGCUUUGACUACACUGAUGGAGAAUCAGUAACCCUUACACUUGGCCAAACCCACAACCUAACAUGUACAGUCCAAGGUACUAGACCACCUCCAGAACUCAAAUGGAAAAAUCCUGAAGGAGUAGCGAUUGGAAUAGAAGAUCAGAUCAACACCGUUGAGGGUGAUUCUUACACUUCUUGUAAAGGUGUUUUUAUGAGACCAUCUAGACAUGAUGAUGGGAAGGUUUUAACUUGUGCUGCUUUACAUCGGGGGCUAGAUCGGAGUCUCAAUACAACCGUACGUUUAGAAGUUCAGGUUUCGCCUAGUUAUCUGUUGCUUACAACGUCUAAUAAAGUUACGAUCUCAAAGGCUGGAAUAAGAAGCGUGACUGUUUUUGAAGAUACAGUGACAUCAUUCAACUGCACAAGUGUAGGAUCUCGGCCGACAGCAGUUAUAUCAUGGUCUGUUGGGUUGGAUGAAGAUCCCGGUAGGACGACCUCUACGUCGAAAACAAAUCUGGGUGACCAAAGUUUACGCGACACAGAGUCUUUUCUUCUGCUGAAUCCAAUGAGGAGUCACCACUAUCAAUAUCUUCGGUGUGUGACUACUGUUGGUAUAAACCAACGUCAUACAGAGUUAAUGGUCAUGGUCAACGGGCCAUCUGAUCCUCCUAUUCUCGAUGGAACACAAAGCUUACAGGAUGGUGUAUCAUCUAAAGUCACUUGUACAGCAAACAAUGGUUACCCAGAACCAACCUUCCAGUGGUAUCUUGAAGCAAAUAAUGUCACCGGCAAAUCUAAAUUACAAUCCUCCUUGAAUAAAUAUCAUCGGUUUGACGCCAAAAGUAUCCUCAAACUCACCCCGACGAAAGAUGAUCAUGGAAGAUCUAUAGUCUGUCAGGUUUUUCAACCAAACGAUGCAUAUAUGAAGCCUCAAAGGGUUAAUGAUGUUCUUCAUGUUCUUUACCCUCCAGUCAUUGUGGACUAUUCUGUUCGUCGUGUACCCGGUAUUCAAGGCAUCGUUAUUGCCAUUCUCACAUGUAGAUCGGAUAGUAGACCAAAAGCCUCAAUAACCUGGUUCUUCAAUGGUACUGAACUCAUCAACAGCACCUGUCAUCAGAUUUAGUACAGGAAUCUGUUCUUUACUUUCUUUUUAUAAUUGCUGUUUCGUCCCUUUCGAGCCGUUAUAGAGAUUAAUUCAUCUUGCUCUACUUUUUAUGGCGUUUGUCUACAAACAAACGCAUUAGUUUCAUGUGUAAAUAGUUUUAUGUAAAAACUUGUAAAAU
This is a messenger RNA of Lytechinus variegatus (green sea urchin), 1586 nucleotides long. Its product is annotated as synaptogenesis protein syg-2-like. The transcript is spliced from 5 exons. Gene Ontology annotation, biological process: cell-cell adhesion. Gene Ontology annotation, cellular component: cell-cell junction. Gene Ontology annotation, molecular function: cell adhesion molecule binding. The coding region runs from base 158 to 1426 and encodes 422 amino acids. The record is from RefSeq and is a predicted model, not a curated record. Lineage: Eukaryota; Metazoa; Echinodermata; Echinoidea; Temnopleuroida; Toxopneustidae.